AUGUCAGUGCCUGCUGAGUGGCAAUAUUUAAUGAUGGGGGUGCGCAGAGGAGAUAGAUACAACCAGGCUCUAGACUGCCUGUCCACACUAUGUAGUAUGGAAAUGCCAUUUACUCUCCUGAAAGUGCGUGCCAAGUGCCUGGUCCAGGCCAGUCCUGAUAUGGUUGGCAUUUCCACCUCCUCUCAGCAGAAGAGGAAAGUUGCUGCAGAGGACAGACCUUCUUAUCCUUCCACAGCCUCAUCCCUGGGUCUUUCUGGGCCUCCUUGCUGCAGAGCCCAGCUGGUUACAGUUAAUUCCCUCUGGGAGAGAAUAUUGGUUGGAAUUACCUGUUGUGUAGUGACCGUGAUCCUUUGGGUGCUGUGUAUUUGGCAGCUUGUCCUCAGGUUUAAAACAGAUUGUACAGAACCCAUGGUACCUCCAUGCUUCUACCUCAAGGGCAGUGUCUGCCGGGAUGGAGUCUGUGUGUGCCCAGAGGAGUGGGUGGGGUCUCUUUGUGAGAUAGUUAAUUUCUGUAAAGCCAGUACUUCCACAGCAAACAUUUCUGAAAGCAUUACAAAAAACCUUACUUUUGAACAGAUUACAAUGGGGAAAUAUGACAACUCUAAAGAAAAAUGCAAACUUGAUACUGUAAAUGGUAACACUUCAAGAGUAAUCCAGAUGAAUUCCAGAGAAGGGAGAACUCCUACUUCAGAACCUCCGAGAAUUCUGAACUGCAAUGGAGAUCUGGACUUCCUAGCACCACAGGACACAGCCUUCACUAAGUGGUUCAAACGUCAAAUCAUCUCUAAAGUAAUAGUAAAGAUAAAGCACAAGGUUGCACCACAAGGCUAUUCUGCUGCCAUCAGUAAUUCGGAGUUUUGUUACACGUUGCGGUGUGGUGCUGCCAUCUAUCCAUCCGAACUGCAGCUGCAUGAUCAUGCCGUCUUUUCGUAUUAUACUAUCAGUGACUAAAGCACCAUUGGCUGUGCAAAAGGAAAAGACAAGUUCUUGACAUGCAGGUGUAAUCGCACUAGUGAUUUUUCUCUCCUGAUGGUAGGACAUUAUCAAUAUAAAUAUGUGAAGCCUUUGGAGUGUAUUUCUUACAUUGGCGUUGGAUUGUCUAUGGCUGGUCUGGUGAUUACCAUUUUGUUUCAAAUAUUCACUAAUUUUACUGUGAGCGACCUAAUUCAAAUACAGGUUCAGCAAACUUCCUGGAUGGAUGUACCUGUGAUUAAUGUGUCACGUGAUCCCCCUUUGAACAAGGAGCGGAGUCAUGCCAAUGGAGUUGUAGUUAUCGAAAACUCAAAAGUAAUGUCUAACAGGAUGUUAGUACAUCUCUGCUUCUUUAUACUCACUUUUAACAUUAUCUUCAUCUCUGGAAUUGAAAACUAGAAUGCCAGGAAUGACAGCAGCAAUACCAUCAACUAUAACCAGCAAUACUUUCCUUAUGAUAGAAUCCGCAACACCUUACUCACAUCUGACGUAGGUCCUCCCACAGACUCCUGGUGCAUGACCAUGGCUGUCCUACUGCACUACUAUUUGUUGGCAACGUUUACGUGGACAGCACUCAGUUUGGCACAGUUGUACUUACUCCUGGUUAGAGCCAUGAAGACCCUGUCUGGACACCUCCUCAUAGCCAUGUCAGUAAUCAGAUGGAGUAAGAUUUAA
Molecule: messenger RNA, 1647 nt
Organism: Apaloderma vittatum (bar-tailed trogon)
Lineage: Eukaryota; Metazoa; Chordata; Aves; Trogoniformes; Trogonidae
Product: probable G-protein coupled receptor 128
Exons: 10
Biological process (GO): adenylate cyclase-activating G protein-coupled receptor signaling pathway
Cellular component (GO): membrane
Molecular function (GO): G protein-coupled receptor activity
Source: RefSeq, a predicted model, not a curated record